Molecule: messenger RNA, 675 nt
Organism: Panicum hallii
Lineage: Eukaryota; Viridiplantae; Streptophyta; Magnoliopsida; Poales; Poaceae
Product: ran-binding protein 9-like
Exons: 2
Coding region: 215-604 (129 amino acids)
Source: RefSeq, a predicted model, not a curated record
AGGCGCCGGCCGCCACGCGUCGCCGCGAAGCCCGCAGGAAGCGUCCAGAAAGUGCCACGUCGAGCUUCUCCUCCGCCACCUCCCCUCCGCUUCGAGACGCUCCCGCGCCGACUGGCCGACCCGAUCAGCCGAAGCACGCAGUCCCCCCGUCUCCCCAACGAAACACCAAACCCCCAAAACUCGCGGAGAAGAAACCCGAGGGCGGACCGACACGAUGGAGAAGAGGGAUCUGCUCGGCGUCCGCAAGAGGCCGCAGCCACCGGCGGCGGCGAAGCGGCGGCGCAGGGUGGUGGCGCCCGCAAAGGCCGGCGGCGGCGCUGGCGCUCGAGGCCUCGCGAAGGCGAUCGCAGCAUACCUCGCGUCGGACUCCUACAUGUACGCGCCGCUGGUGUCUGCUCCUCCUUCCCCGCCGCCACAGCCGCAGCCGCCUGCCGCGGCGGCGCCCUCUUCGGCGCCUCCAAUUUCCACUCCCGAAAGAAGUCACACUGGUGCAAAAAUACAGAAGCUCUUGGCAAGCUACCUUUACUGCCUACUAGAAGCAUUGGUGGACAUGUUGGAGUUGUUCAUGGAGCUGUGUCCUUUAAGAAUAAGCUUUAAGCUGUAGCAUAGUUGUUUACAUACUAUGUUAUGUUAAAGUCAAGACACUGUCGGUUAACAAUCUACUUUUCUUCUGGA